UGGCUUUCUGCUGAUCAUUCUGGCAUUCGUUUGCCCGUAUAGCUUUAUUGUUUCAUUUCCAAAAGUGGAGGGGACUUUUUCUUGUUUCUUGAACUAUUAUAUUCCGUUUGUGACUGAAUCGUCAGUAAUGAUAUAACUCAUAAAGUAGCAGACGUUACUUCCCGGAAGCUUUCCUUUCACUCCGACAUGAAAAGGAACGGCGCGUACAGGUUUCUGUCAGUCUUCUCAUGCUUUAUCGUUUGCGUGUUCUUGUUUAUAUUCUGGUUCUUCAUAUUUUACUCCAUGAUGCUUGCACCAUAAAGCACAGAGAUACAGUACUUUAGCAGAAGCAGCUAAACCAGACCUCGGCUGUCUACCCACCCACAAUGCACUGCUUUAUUGACAAGUCCCUCGAUCACAUGAUGAACAUCACCAGGAAGUAAAUACAUCUGGGAGAUACUGGUUCUGUUAACAGACGUACGAACAGGAAAAGCUGCUGAUGUCACUGUGGGGAUCUGUGCUAACUUCACUUUCUGCACAGUGAAUCAAAAAGUCCUGAAACACUCAAGCUUGUAUAACUUGGCUGCGCUGCCUGUUAGUGAAGUUGUGAUGGCAUCUGACACCAGUGAAGCAGGAACCUCCGCGGCAGACCUCAAGCUGCAGUUUGCUCCCUUCAGCAGUGCCCUGGAGGCAGGCUUUUGGCACCAGCUCACCCAGAAGAAACUCAAUGACUACAGGUUGGAUGAGAGUCCCAAAUGUAUCAGAGGAUACUACUACAAUGGUGAUCCAGUUGGUUUGCCUACUCGCUUGACUUUGGAGUUCAGUGCAUUUGAUGUUGAUGGUCCGACCCCGGCCCGUUGUUGUCCAGCUAUUGGAACGCUGUAUAACACCAACACACUAGAUGCCUUUAAGACCAUCGAUAAGAAGUCUCUGCUGGAGAAAGAGGCCAAGGAGAUAUGGGAUGCCAUACAGUCUGGGGCUGCAUUGAAGGACCAAUCCAUCCUGUCCAGAUUCAUUCUGCUGACCUUUGCAGAUUUAAAGAAGUACCAUUUCUACUACUGGUUCUGCUUCCCUGCGCUCUGCUUCUCAGAGGGAAUAAAGAUUGUCCAGCAGCCUUCUGUCCUAGAACAAGUUUUCUCAGCAAAACAGAUUGCAGCCUUGCAGGAGAUCUAUGAUGGUCUGUGUAGCAAAAGAGAGACCACUGCGAUUCCUUACUUCCUAUUGAAGUACACAGAUGACACUGUCCAGAUGGCUCCAUUAGAGGACUGGGAUACUUUCCUCACUGAUACUAAGAAGGUUACUGUGGGUGUCUAUGAUCCGUGCACGCUGUCUCAACAUCCGGGCUGGCCUUUGAGAAAUCUACUGGUCCUCUUAGCUUACCGAUGGGGCUCUAAGGUGGACACAGUGGAGGUGCUGUGUUUCAGGGACAGAACUCUGCAGGGAAGUCGCUCCAUUCAGCACAGUGUCGUCUUUCAGGUCAAACUCCCUGAACUUUCCGUCAACUCAGCUUGUCCUAAGAGUGUAGGUUGGGAGAAGAACCCCAAGGGGGCAAUGGGACCCAGGAUGGUCAACCUCAGUGAAUGCAUGGACCCUAAAAGGCUUGCAGAGUCAUCUGUGGACCUGAACCUGAAGCUAAUGAGGUGGAGGCUGGUUCCUUCCCUGGACCUGGACAAGGUGGUCAGCACAAAGUGUCUUCUACUGGGAGCAGGGACUCUGGGCUGCAAUGUCGCCAGGACUCUCAUGGGAUGGGGAGUUAGACACAUCACAUUUGUAGACAAUGCGAAGAUCUCGUACUCCAAUCCCGUUCGACAGCCUCUCUAUGAGUUUGAAGACUGUCUUGGAGGAGGGAAGUCCAAAGCCAUGGCAGCCGUUGACCGACUCUCCAAAAUCUUUCCUGGUGUGAAUGCGGAGGGUCACAAUAUGAGCAUCCCCAUGCCUGGCCACCCAGUGAAUUUCUCUCAAGCCACUCUCUCCCAGGCUCAGAGGGAUGUCGAACAGCUGGAGAAGCUUAUCUCAGAACAUGAUGUGGUCUUCUUACUGAUGGAUACGAGGGAGAGCCGCUGGCUGCCUACAGUGAUCGCUGCCAGCAAGAGGAAGCUGGUGGUGAAUGCUGCUCUAGGGUUUGAUACAUUUGUGGUGAUGCGCCAUGGCCUGAAGAAACCCUCCGUCAGUCAGACUGUUUCUGCAGCAGCGGACUCCUCACCCUCCUGUUCCUCUGCUUCCUCUUCGUCCUCCACACCUGCCAGCGCUGAGACCUCCGUCCCAGGAUCCUCUCUGUUCUCCAACAUCCCAGGGCACAAGCUGGGGUGCUACUUCUGCAAUGAUGUUGUGGCACCAGGGGAUUCAACCAGGGAUCGGACACUGGAUCAGCAGUGCACCGUCAGCAGACCAGGUUUGGCCAUGAUUGCCGGAGCCCUGGCUGUUGAGAUGAUGGUGUCCAUUCUGCAGCACACUGAAGGAGGCUAUGCAGUGGCCAGCAGCAGUGAUGACAGAAUGAAUGAACCACCCACCUCCCUGGGUCUCGUGCCACAUCAGAUCCGAGGCUUCCUCUCAAGGUUUGACAACGUCCUGCCUGCCAGUCUGGCCUUUGACAAAUGCACAGCCUGCUCACCAAUUGUCCUGGACCACUAUGAGAGGGAAGGUUUCCAGUUCCUGUCCAAGGUUUUUAAUUCUUCCCACUCCUUCCUGGAAGACCUGACAGGGCUGACGUUGUUGCACCAGGAGACGCAGGCCGCAGAGAUUUGGGAUAUGAGCGACGACGAGAGCAUCUGAGGGACUUGAAGGAACCAGUCUUAAGCGUCUGAAGGACUGGACAGUCCAGUUCAUGUUUCUGUUUCUUUUUUUGUUUGUUUUUUAAUCCCAAGAAUCUCACAAGUACAUGGGACAAGCUCUCAUAAGGUGCUCUGAUAAAAAUUCAUAAAGACAAGCACGUUACAAAAAAAUCCAAAAAGUUGUUAAAAAGCUUUAAUUUUCUUGUUAGUGUUGUGGAGCCACUUCUUCAUUCAUCAGUCUGACCUUCAGAACUGAGCAGUUAUAAUAAACGGUAAGAAAGAACAGAGAAGAGAUCGCUUUUACUGCUAAAAUAUCCAGUGAAUGUUUUCAUGGUUGCAGCAGAAACAGGAUCAGAGCUUGAAGGAGAGCAAUUCACACUUUAUGUAUAAAGCUGCUGUAUUAUUAAAGGCAGAAUGUACCUGUUUCUAUCACUCGACGAUUCUUAAUAAGUCAUGUUUACUUGAGACUUACACUCACUUUUAGGUGGCACUUAAAUUCCCUGAGCAAAAACACAAAAGCUUAAAAAGCUUCAUUGAACGCUCACAGAUUCAGUCCCUCCAACAGUCUCUCCAUCAUCACAUUUAAUGGGUUUGCUGGAGAGUCCUUUGGCAAGACACUGGCAUACUUCAUCUGCUCACUCAUUCAGUUUGGAAAAUAGCUUCAGAUAAAUGAUGAAAAUACAAAAACACAGUAGGCAACUCAGCAAAUCCAUCCAUCCAUCCAUUUUAUCUGUUUACUGGAGACUCCAAUACAUACAGUUAAUAGUAAAACCAGCUUUGUUACUUUGCAAAUAUUUGGAAGAAACCUGCACACAGAUGUUGAGAUGUACAGUGGCUAAACUGUGGCUUCAGAUAUGAAGAUUAGAAAAGUUAAUGCAGAAAAACUGGAACCUACAGCUGCAGUUUCAUAUUAAACAGCCACCAGAAAACAAAGAUUUUCAUGGUAUGUUUGUGUACAUGCAUGCAUGUGUUUUUGCAUUUUUUAUUUUUUUUUAUUUUAUUUGUCUGAACUGCUAAUAUGUUCAGUCUUUUCAGUGUAAUGCAGUGUUCAUCUACAGCCUCUUGGAUAUUUGUGGAAGAGGAUUAGUGCAGUGAAAAAGAGAUUCAUUUCAGAAUUUGAGAUUUAAUUCAAGAAAGGUUCAGAUUUUUGCCUCUGAAUUGGCCAGAAUGGAGAUAAAACUUAUAAUAAUAAUAUAUAAUUCGGACUGUUCUCAGAGCUGUUUCAUUGCACUAAUUCCUGUUUCUAAAGUACUUAAAUAAACUGUAAUAAAAUAUCUCU
Messenger RNA from Scomber scombrus (Atlantic mackerel), 4029 nucleotides. It is a transcript of the gene atg7, whose product is annotated as ATG7 autophagy related 7 homolog (S. cerevisiae). Gene Ontology annotation, biological process: protein modification by small protein conjugation; autophagy of mitochondrion; autophagosome assembly. The transcript is spliced from 20 exons. The coding region runs from base 589 to 2751 and encodes 720 amino acids. The record is from RefSeq and is a predicted model, not a curated record. Gene Ontology annotation, molecular function: Atg12 activating enzyme activity; Atg8 activating enzyme activity. NCBI's taxonomy places the organism in Eukaryota, Metazoa, Chordata, Actinopteri, Scombriformes, Scombridae. Gene Ontology annotation, cellular component: cytoplasm; phagophore assembly site.